AUGGUCGCCAGCGGAGACCAAGCCGCGGGAGGCGGUGCGCGCGCGGUGUCUCCGCGCGGCCUGCGGCCUCCGGGCCCCGGGGCGCGGCGUGGGCUGCGGGCGACCGGCCACGCCGCCAGGCCUGCGGCUGGAGAAAGGCCUGCGCGCGCCCCAGCGCCCGCGAUCCCGGGCCCAACUCGCCCGGGGCGCUGGGCGGACACCCGGGAGAGAAAGAAAGGCGCUUCCCUCGGCCUCGCGGGUCGGUCCGGCGCCGCGGAGAACCGGGAGAAGGGAGGCGGCCGCGGUGGCCGGGUCGGCCCCGCGCCAAGCCGGGUCCCGCCGCCCAGGGCGCUCCCUAGCCGGCCCCUCCUGCGAAACUUUUUCCUUUGGCUUCGCCCCACCCGAAAAGUGCGGCCCGGGCGGGGGAGGCGGGCGAGGCGGGCGGGCCGGGUUCCCGGCGGCGGCGGGCGGCCGGCGAGGAGGAAGUGGUGCCCGCGGGAGCGCGGCUGGGCAGAGGAAAUGCCCGGCCCGCCCGCCGGCCCCCCGCCCGCCGCCCGGCCCGCCCCGGACCCCCGCCCCGCCGCGACUUUGGCGGGCAGCUCUCGGCGCGGCGGUGGUGACGGCGUCGGCAGAUGUGGCCCGGCUGCCCCGAGGAGCCAACAAUGCCGGGCCGGCAAAACAAAAGGGCUCCGCUUCGCCUUCUUCCCGGUCUUUCACUUGCGCUCUCGGGGCGCCGCGCGGGAUCCCCUGGCCGACAGGGGCCGCGCCCCCAAGGGCUCGAAACCACGCGUGCCCCGACUUCCCCGCGCACCCCCGCCUCCUCGUCGCCCCCGCCCGCCCGCCCGCCCGCCUCGCAGGCACCAGGCCCGCCGCACCCCGGCGUGUUCGGACUUCGGGUCCCGGGAGAUCCGGCCGUAUUGUCCCCGCGCCGCGCCGCGCGCUCCGCCGGGGUCGCCGGCGGCCCCCGCGCGCUCACCUACCGAGCUCGUGGAGCCGGAGCCCGGGGCGCCUAGGAAACCGUCGCCGAGGCGCCGCCGCCGCCGCCGCUGCCCUCCGGACGCCGCCGCGCUCCGGGUUUUCCUUUCCUUUUAUUUUUUUUUCCCCAAUCCUGAUGGGAAGGAAGGUGACCGCCUACUUCGCAUUCAUCAACUCUCAUCACAACAACAAAAAUCCCGGCGCACACCGAGGCCAGCGGGAGCGAUCGGCGGCGGGGGGGGUGGGGGGGAACGACGACUCCCCCCAUGCGCCGCGGGCCCCACACCCCGCUCCACUGGGGGCGGGCACGGGCCGGGGGCGCGGACCAAAGAUGUCCUCGGAUGCCGGCUCGGUGUCCUUCGCCCUCCGCCUCCCGGAGUGGCGCAGUGA
This is a messenger RNA of Dipodomys spectabilis (banner-tailed kangaroo rat), 1344 nucleotides long. RefSeq names its product translation initiation factor IF-2-like. NCBI's taxonomy places the organism in Eukaryota, Metazoa, Chordata, Mammalia, Rodentia, Heteromyidae. Bases 1 to 1344 code for a protein of 447 amino acids. The record is from RefSeq and is a predicted model, not a curated record. The transcript has a single exon.